Molecule: messenger RNA, 1075 nt
Organism: Galdieria sulphuraria
Lineage: Eukaryota; Rhodophyta; Bangiophyceae; Galdieriales; Galdieriaceae
Product: electron transfer flavoprotein alpha subunit
Exons: 1
Coding region: 12-1034 (340 amino acids)
Cellular component (GO): mitochondrion
Molecular function (GO): flavin adenine dinucleotide binding; electron transfer activity
Source: RefSeq, a predicted model, not a curated record
CCGUGUCUGCUAUGGCUUCUUUGGUGAUUGCCGAAAUAGACCCCAGCAGUUCUCAACUUCAGGGCUCUUCGUUGGCAGCCAUAACGGCCACCUCACAAAUUACCUCAAAGAUAGGUUCACAAGAAAAUGAUAUUCAUCUUCUUAUAGCUGGCUAUUCUUCUGAUUCGGAAGCAGUGAACAAGGCCAAAGAAAUUCCACAAGUAUCAAAGAUAUAUGUGGUGCCUCCCAACGAAACUUCUGAAAAGUUAUUCAAAUACGGAGUAGCAGAGUGGUUGGCUCCUUGUAUCCAGCAAUUGCAUGAAAAGUAUAAGUUUUCACAUAUAGUUGCGGGAGCUUCUACUUUUGGAAAAAAUGUUAUGCCUCGUGUUGCAGCUGGGCUCCAAGUUUCACAAGUUUCAGAUGUUACCGGAGUAGAAGCUUCUGAUGUGUUUAUUAGACCCAUAUAUGCCGGUAAUGCCCUAUCCAAGGUAAAGUGUACUGAUCCUGUCAAAGUACUGACAGUGAGAAGUACGGCUUUUGAAAAGGCUGUUUUGAAGGAAGCUCAACAGUUACCGGUGGAAGAGUUAUCUUUUACUCCAGACACGAAUGCGUCCAAAUGCGUAAGUUGGCUUUCUGAAGAAGUCAGUCAAUCAGAAAGACCCGACUUGACGAGUGCACGAGUGGUAAUUUCUGGUGGACGUGGAUUAAAAAAUGCAGAAAACUUUAAGAUCUUGGAAGCGUUGGCUGAUAAACUAGGAGCUGCAAUAGGAGCAAGUCGGGCUGCAGUCGAUGCUGGGUUUUGUCCAAACGAAAUGCAAGUUGGUCAGACGGGUAAAGCGGUUGCUCCAGAACUAUACAUUGCGGUUGGUAUUAGUGGAGCUAUUCAGCACUUGGCGGGCAUGAAAGAUAGCAAAGUCAUUGUUGCUAUCAACAAAGAUCCAGAUGCGCCCAUAUUUCAAGUUGCGGAUUACGGCCUUGUUGCAGAUCUUUUUGAAGCCGUUCCUGAAAUGACGAAACUGUUGGAUCAAAAUGCAAAGACAGCUGUCCAUUCCUAGUAGGAUGGAAUAGGAAAGUGUAAGACUUGUAUUAGAAUAAA